GUUAAGUGGCGCUUUGGCCCAGAGGACUCACCACCCGCAGGAAGGUUUGGAGGGUUGGUAGGGUGCAGUGUGAUAAAAUCACAUUAAGAACACAUCUAGACAACAGAAGUUAAGCCUAAAGUCAAUUACUCACGCAAACACGUGACGUCACGGGACUGGCUUACGCCUCGUUCUUGAUAAACGCGGAUGAAGGUGCAGGCCAUUAUUAUUUGGACGUCGUUGAUUUGAACUUAUUCACCACCUUAGGAACUACAGCCUAGUCUCAGGUGUCGUCAUGGCUGCAGUAGAAGACGCCAACAUGGAUCUGAUGAAUCUGGAGGAGGAGCUGACCUGCAGCAUCUGUCUGAGCACCUUUGAAUGCCCGGUAACAAUCCCCUGUGGUCACAACUUCUGCCACAACUGUCUGUUCACUUCCUGGACCGACAGCUCCUUGACCUACAGCUGUCCUCAGUGUCGCACUGAGUUUCCCACCAAACCAGAGCUGAGGAAGAACACAGUUCUCUGCACCGUGGUGGAGACAUUCAACCUGAAGUCUACUGGCAGCCAGCUGAACCUCUACGAAGAGGAGAGUAAAGAAGAAGUCCAGGAGGUGGAGGAGAAGGAAGAAGAGACCAUCAUCCGCUGCGACACCUGUAUGUUAGCAGAGGCGUGUCGUACCUGUCUCACCUGUAUGGCCUCGUUCUGUGAGGAGCACCUGCGCCCCCACAAGGAAAACCCAAUUUUCCGUCCCCAUCAGCUGACGGAGCCUGUUGGUGACCUCCUGGAGCGCAUCUGUACAGACCACCACAAGCUGAUGGAGCUUUUCUGCACCCAGCACAACACUCCUGUCUGCAGCUUCUGCCUGCAACAAAACCACAAAGGCUGCUCCUUCACUUCGCCCGAGGAGCAGAGGAUGCUCAAGGAGUCCGACCUGAGAGCAAAGCUGGAUUUGCUGGAUGUAAAGAUAAUGAAAAACGAAGCUUGUAUAAGUCAGAUGACAGAGAUCCAGGACACGCUGAAGGAAGCAGCGGACAGCAAGAAGAACGCCCUGACAGCUGCAUACGAGCAGCUACAUGACAUGUUGACCCAAGAGGAGAAUGCUGCUCUGCAGGCUGUCGAUGCAGAGAUGCACAACGGUCAGAUUAAACUUAAAACCCUCAUGAAGAAGUUUUCUCAGAACGUUACCAACAUGAAUAAGGCCAAGAAGUCCAUCCACAGUCUGCUCAGCCGGACCCAGACACUGGACUUCCUUCAGGUUUCAUGUGAAUUACCUGCCGCUGUCAAAUUUGAACCCUACAGCCCUCGAAUCAACCUGAACUCCAGCACAGUGAUGGCCUACCAGGCCUUCCCUGCAGCUUUAAAGGAGUCUCUGACUGAGGUGUUCAAACAGCCUGUGGAGAGCAGACAGCUGCUGCUCAGACAAGGUCGGUCUGCAGAGCCUCAAGACAAGUCUGAACAGUCUCGACCUCCACACUCCCACAGCCCAGCUCCUGACGCACAGCCCAAAGCUGCAGGCACCAAGAAGAAGAAGCCACAGAGUGAGAAGAAACCUGCAGACAUUCCUCCAAAUGUAACAUCUGCUGAACAGAGGAGUCACCUCCUGAAGUAUGGAACUGUGUUGACCUUUGACCCAAAAACGGUCCACAAACGCAUCACACUGACUGAGCAGUUUACCAAAGCUACCGUGUCAGAGGAGAUGGCAAACUACCCCAACUACAUUCAGCGCUUCACUGUCUGCUCUCAGGUGCUUGCCUCAAAGGCUUUCUCUAAAGGGCGCCACUACUGGGAAAUCCGGCUGAGCUGCAACAACUUCAUUGGCCUAGGUCUGGCUCUUGGCAGCAUUGAUCGUAAAGGGCCCAACAGUCGCCUGGGCCGCAACGCCCAGUCCUGGUGUGUGGAGUGGUUCAAUGUGAAACUGUCAGCCUGGCACAACAGCAUGGAGGUGGUCCUGCAAAACCCCAGCCCGAAGCGCGUAGGUGUGCUGCUGGACUGUGAUGCUGGAAAGGCCACCUUCUAUAAGGUGGCUGAGAUGGCGUAUCCAUUCUUCACCUUUGACAUUCCCAUCACCGAGGCAGUGUACCCAGCCUUCUGGCUUUUCUCAAGUAGUUCCUCCCUCUCUCUGUGCAAGCUGCAGCAAUGAGAACAUGUUCAUUCAACACACACACACACACACACACUGGGUCACGUUACUGUAUGACAUGAUGUAAAACAUGCCAGUACAACUUUUUUGUAAAAGACUAAUGAAACAUGCCUUAAUUCCAGGCUGAUGACUUUUGUUCUUGAUGAAAUGGUAAAACAUGACCCCACCUAAAUGUCAGCACUGUUGCCUAUGGUAACUGUACUUGUACUGGUGGAUUCACCCACUCACUGGGUCAGAAUCAUUGAUCAGGUCCACAUGUCACUCAGAGCCUGACUUCAGUGUUUGUUGUGUUCAGGGAGUUAGCAGGUAUAUCCAUGUGUUUGUAUUAUAUUAAUAACACCUCCGAGCUACAAAUGAACUAAUCAAAUAUACUGUUUACUUUGGGGUUCAGCUUCUCUGUGUGGAGUCAAAAUUUGAUUGACAUGUGACAUCACACCUGACUGAGGUUUUGGUGAAUGUUGUUCAAAUGUUUCUAUUGGUGCCAGACUGGCUGGAACACCAACAGUUUGAUCGUGUGUGUGUGAGACAGCGAAGCAUUAAUCUGCGAUUCUGCUCAAUCUUUCUGCUCAAUCACAUGUCGUUAACUAAUUAAAAACAAAAAGCAUGA
Molecule: messenger RNA, 2726 nt
Organism: Cynoglossus semilaevis (tongue sole)
Lineage: Eukaryota; Metazoa; Chordata; Actinopteri; Pleuronectiformes; Cynoglossidae
Gene: trim25
Product: tripartite motif containing 25
Exons: 9
Coding region: 275-2119 (614 amino acids)
Molecular function (GO): protein binding; zinc ion binding
Source: RefSeq, a predicted model, not a curated record